AUGACUACCUUUGGGACAACGAUACCUUCGUCCAAUUUCCGAAUGCAAGGAACAUCCAAUAAUUUCCUAUUAAGUAAUAAUAACAACAAUAAUAAUUCCACAACCAAUCCCUUAAUACAAAACCCGUUUAGGUCAAAUUUGUCUACGGUUACGACUAUUGGUAACUCUCCACAACUGACAACCAAUUUGACUUCAGCUGCGGACAACACAAUGUUAAAGCAUAGAAAUUUCAUAAUGAAUCAAGACAACCCAAAAGAGAGCCUCCUUCUUCCAAAUCCUCAAUCGUUUGGAUUUAAGCAAUUGAAACAUACUCCCAGGGAAAUGCCCAGAUUUUUAAUUAGUCAACAACCGCAACUGGAACAAAAGCCCUACAAGCAAGAUCCAUGGGAUAAAGCUAAUCAGGCCAAGAUGUCUAAUUUGGAAAAUUCAAUUGAUGAUCUCACAGAAUUAUAUGAAACUCUCAAAAAGAUGCGUGAUUCUGAAAGAAAAAUUAUGGAGAAGAAAGGUUUAGUAGAUAAAGCUGAUUUUGCUAAGGAUUUAAACGAUGCAAUUGUUUUCCAAGGAACCUGUGAAGAUAUGUGCCCUAUUUUUGAAAGAGCAAGAAGGAAUGUCGAACACACAGUCUUCUCUUACGAGAAGGAUUCUCCAAGUUCAAAAAAGGCAUCCGCAACAAGAGCGUUAAAAGUGUUUGCAAGACCUGCUGCAGCUGCUGCACCACCACUACCCUCGGAUGUUAGACCACCUCAUAUAUUAGUAAAAUCAUUGGAUUACAUUAUCGAUAACCUUUUAACCACACUUCCAGAAAGUGAAGGUUUUAUAUGGGAUAGAAUGAGAUCAAUACGACAAGAUUUCACGUACCAAAAUUAUUGCGGUCCUGAAGCCAUCGAUUGUAAUGAGCGAAUUGUAAGGAUUCAUUUGUUAAUUUUACAUGUCAUGGCCAAAUCUACAGUCAAAUUUUCAUUACAACAAGAAUUAGAACAAUUACACAAGUCACUAAUUACUCUAUCGGAAAUUUAUGACGACGUACGAGCAAAUGGAGGUACCUGUCCCAAUGAAGCGGAAUUUAGAGCAUAUUCCUUGUUAAGCAAAAUUAGAGAUCCGCAAUAUGAUAAGACUAUACAGGACUUACCGACAUAUAUAGUUCAAGAUGAACUCGUUCAACUAGCCAUUUGUUUUAGACGAAUACUUUCUAACUCAAAUUAUUUGGAGAGAGGUUAUAUUAAAACGGAGAAUGGUAUAAAUCUUUACACUCGAUUUUUUACUUUAAUGAGAUCAGAAAGGGUACCAUUUUUGAUGAAUUCAUUUUUACAAAUGUAUUUAGGUGAAGUACGAUUUUAUGCCAUGAAAGCUCUGAGCUUAACAUUGAACAAACGACACAAACCUAUACCAUUAGAUUAUUUACAAAACAUCUUAAUGUUUAACGAUAAAGAAGAAUUGUUAGAAUUUUGUUCAUAUUACUCAAUUACGGUGGUAGAAUCUGGACUCGAAUUGAGAUCACUUACUCAUCAUUCGCAUAAAUUACGAGAAAAGAAGCCCUUGAAGCAAAGCUAUUUGAAAUGUGUUGAUGAAAAAUUAAGGAGAAAAUCUUAUAAGCAGCUCAUAAACUCUGGAAAACCUAACAUUAGUAGCAUUCCCAAACCUAGUACUCAAGUCAUGUUUCCCAUGGCAAAUAAAGCAGAAGAAAAAGGGGAGAAACAGUUUCAAAAACAGCUUCCAGUGGUGGAGAAGACAUCAUAUAAUGAACCAACAGCAACAAUGACUACACUACAUAAUUCAAUGUUGGCUUUUUCAAACGAGAAGCAGAAGGACAGUCAAGAGUUACAGCCUGAGGAACAAAUACACCUAUCUCCCCCUGAUAACACGAAUAAUGAGUUAAAAGCACCUAUAGAUGCAAAUAAGACGGUGACUAAGCUGAAUCCCGCAUAUAAUGAAGCUGCUGUGGCUGCAAAAGAGAAGCAAGAACGAGAACUACUGAAAAAACAACAGGAUGAAGAAAAUCGGAAGUUUGAAGUUGAAAGAUUAAAAGAACGAAAGAAAAAAAUUGAAGAUGAGGCUUCUAAACAAAUACUGGGCACUUUACUAAAAGAUGUUGUUCAUCGAUUAGCUGUUGACACUGUUAAAUCAGCAAUGAAUGAGGCAAACGAAAAAAAAGUACUUGUCGAAGAUAUUUCGGAGGAAUUGUAUCAAGCAUUCAUUCAUGAAAAAUUGUAUUUAAUUUAUCUUGAAACAAAAGCUGAAGCAUGUGAUAUGCGUGGAAAGAAACUUAGAAUUUUUCAUAUCUGGAAAAAAAAAUAUGAAGCCAAGGUAAAGGAAAAGGAGCUAUUGAAGAAAAGAAAAUUCGAACUGACUAAAAUAAGCAAACAACUUGGUGUACCUUCUUUCAAAAAAUCAAGAAUACAUUUAGGAACUCCGACAAAUGGGAACAACUCUUCUUUCUUACAACUAUCUGAUAGAAAGAAUAAUUUUACAUUUUCUCCUAUACCAAAUGAAACUAAUAAAUUUCCUUGCGGGGAGAAGAAAAUUGGCGAUUUGUGGGAAAAAGUUGAUAUUGAGUCAAUAUAUCUGAAGGUAGUUAACGACUUGAAGAAAUAUGAAGAAAAUAUACAAUUGAAUAUUCUCCUUUACUCUAAGAGCUGGAUUUUCCUUCCAAAUAAGUGGAUCCUAAAGAAAUUUGGAUUAAUAACCCCUACAAGUCAUAUUAAUAUCAAAAAGGAAAAUGUAUCAAUCAACAUUAGUUGUUUCAACGAAGGAGACAAUAUAUCACAAGCUUCAAAUUUACAGUUACUGGUUUUUAACACAGGUGUUACAGAUUCAAAUAUAUUUGAUCUUGAAAUGAAACUCAAACAAGAUGGAGAGGAUCUGAUCAGACUUAUCAAUAAGGUUUGCCAAGUUUCCAAUAUUCGCUUCAGUAUUAUUUUGUCAUAUUGGGACUCGAAAGAAACACCAUUAGAUGAUGAUGUUAUAUCCAAAUUUUUGCAGCUUAAUCGCAUUCAUAAAAAUUUCAAAAACAUCAUAGAGCAAAUUGUUAUUAUACAUAUUAAUGAUCAAUCUCCUCAUAAAAUCCUAGAAAAAGGUUUACUCUAUUGUUCAGAAAAGUUUAAAUACAGAUUAACGGAGAGAGGAAAGUACAUCCAUGCUUUAGACCAAAGACGUUCUCUUGCUGGUAUUCAGACAAAGUCGUUACAGAAAUCAACAUCAGUGGAGCAAAAAAUGAAAGAAAUGUUAGAAUUAGAAAAUAAAAAACAAAAGAUGACGAAAAGACAAAGAGAGAAGUAUUCUAAUUUGCAGUCACAUAUUAUAGCGUCCCCCAGGAAUUGUAAAGGAAAGUUACCAAUUCUACUUUCUGAAUCGAGAAGAGCGAGCUUUAAGACGCCUGUCGGACCAAAUACUUCAUUAUUCUCACCACCAGUCCCCUCACAUCUAGCAGUCAAAGUUCGCAAACGUUUUGGCACAUCUUUACCUCCGGAGACACCUAGUUACAGUACAAACUACCCAAAUUCAGUAAUUCAUCAAAAAACUCCUGUGACAAGAAUUAUCGGAACCUCUGAUGAACAAAACAAUGCAACCAUAGGCCAUAUGCUUCAAUCUUCUCGUUUAUUUGAAACUCCAAUAAAUUCUACAGCUGCCUCCCAUUCUGGCCAGAAUACACCGAAGGACAUUCCCAACAACGUACAAGAAUUGAAAUAUUUGAUUGAAUCUGUGAAAAAGAAGGUGAACGAACAAUAG
Molecule: messenger RNA, 3726 nt
Organism: Naumovozyma castellii
Lineage: Eukaryota; Fungi; Ascomycota; Saccharomycetes; Saccharomycetales; Saccharomycetaceae
Gene: SAC3
Product: Sac3p
Exons: 1
Coding region: 1-3726 (1241 amino acids)
Source: RefSeq, a predicted model, not a curated record